Messenger RNA from Mytilus trossulus (common blue mussel), 6008 nucleotides. RefSeq lists its product as uncharacterized. Gene Ontology annotation, biological process: regulation of apoptotic process. The transcript is spliced from 10 exons. The record is from RefSeq and is a predicted model, not a curated record. Bases 16 to 2889 code for a protein of 957 amino acids. Lineage: Eukaryota; Metazoa; Mollusca; Bivalvia; Mytilida; Mytilidae. Gene Ontology annotation, molecular function: death domain binding; protease binding.
CAGACGGAAAAGAAAAUGAGAACAAGAAUGACAAAAGAAGAAAUAAGAAAGAAAAUGGAAAAGUUCCUCAAAAGUGGAAAGUAUAAGAUGAAAGUUGGACGUCUUAUCUUCUGGGAUUUUGGUGGACAAUAUGUUUAUCUAACAACACAUCAGACCUUCAUGACGUUCCGGGCAUUGUUUCUUGUAGUAUUUGAUGGGAGCAAAGAUUUGCAUGAACAGGUCCCUGAUGUGAUGUGUUUUCCAGGGCAGCACAUGACGCCAACGCCAGCAGUAUUCUUGCAAUAUUGGGUCAAUUCCAUCCUGACCUAUUGUAAGGUUGUAUAUGCAGGCAUUCCAAAAAUCUUGUUUGUUGCCACUCACAAGGACAAAGUACCAAUGGAGAAUAUUGAGACCAGACGUGAAGAGCUUUACAGAGGAAUUGAGGAGUUGUUUAAAGACCACGAGGGAAAACAUCAUCUGGUCCUUAGACCUCUAAUAUUUGUCAAUGCCAAAGAUCAAGCCGACCCAGAAAUAGAAGUUCUGAAGAAAACAAUAACAGAACUUACAUUCGACCACCCAUGCUGGGGUGAAAGAAUGCCCAAUGCUUGUGUUCCACUAGAGCUAGAGAUCGCUGAACUAGUGGCAGAAGGAAAACAAAUAAUGUCAUUGGCUGAAGUUAAAGAAUUAAAUGCUAUCAGCGAGGUGUCUGUCCUGUCCCCUGAGCAGUUGGCUGAUUUCCUACAUUUUCAUCAUUCCCUGGGGAAGAUUGUUUAUUUCGAUACCCCCCAGCUGAGAGAUAAUGUAAUGAUCAACCCUCUUCUUAUGGUGGAAGUUAUGAGAUCUUUUAUCACAGAUGUUGCAUUUUGGCCCAAAGAAAAUAAAACAAGGAAAACCUUUCAAAAGAUGUCUGAAAAUGGAAUGAUACAAAAAGUAGACCUCUACCAGAUUUGGGAACAAGAAGAAUUCCGUCAGAUUUUAACAUUUAAAGAGUACAUAUUUGAUAUGCUAAUACAUCUAGAUAUCGUAUCCGAACAACGGAGAUAUGAUACAAAAACAGGAAGUCGUCUACCAAUAGAAAACUUCUUUGUACCCUGUAUGCUUACCCAAAGAAAUGAUACAGAUUUCUUGAAACAAGAAUGUACACCAGAGAGGACACUAAGUUUGGCCUUUGUUUUCAAAGGAACCAUCAUACCUCCAGCCUUACCAAACCGUCUAAUAUGUGCAUGUCUGAGUAUGUGGACAUUAAAAGAAUACCAAGGACGGAAACUUAUGUUUUCUGGGUUUGUUGGGUUAUCAUUUGAUAAAGAGCAUGAUAUUGUUGUCUGUGUAGAAGGAAAUAAGAUCUUACUGCACCUUGUCCACAAGCGCUCCAAGGGCCUGAUAAUACCUGAUAUAGCCACCAGUGUCCGGGAUUGUUUGUUUGUCACUUUGGAGAGAAUAUCUGAAUUUUAUCAGUCAACUAUCCAUUGUAAAGCCAACAACAAGUUACCAUUCCACACUGAGUAUUCCUGCUCAAAAUUAAACUGUUUUACUCCAGAAGAAUAUAUGGUUGUAGAUACAGAGGAAUUUCUUUGCGAACAUGGUGAAAACAUUAAACACAACUGGAGAGUUUGGAAUCAGAAACUGGAACAAAUGCAGUGUGAUCCUAGUUGUCCAGGUUUGAGUGAAUAUUCUUUAGAUCAAAUUCCAAGUAACCCCGAGUUGCUUCGUCUUUCUGGUACUUGUGAGGAAGACUUGAUACAUGAAUUAGCACUUCGUCUUGGAAUGGAAGAGAUAGAUUGGAGAGAUAUUGUCAAGAAUUACACAGGAAAUACACAGAUGGUCAAGUUUUUGACACUUAUUCACUUGAAAGAGAAUUAUUCAAUAUGUUUUGGAGAUCUAGAUAAAAGUUUGAAAGAGAUGAAAUUAACAACACACACAUUAUGCAUGGUCAGGAGAAGAAAACAAGUGAAAUCUAGAAUUCCAGACGAUAUAUUAGAUUGUAUCCCUACAGAUGAAAUUUUAGACAAGCUAGCACCACAGAUUGGAAAAAUGGUUUUUCAACUUGGAACAGAACUCGGAUUGUCCAUAGCGGAUUUAGAAAACAUCGACAAAUGUAGUCCCGAUUUGACAGCCCAAAAUAAGGAAGUGUUAUUUACUUGGAGAAAAGACAGAUCAGUAAAGCCUACAAUACGGGUCAUUACACAAGCUUUAGUUAAUAUAAGAAAAGGUGUACGUUGUUUAGAGGAGGUUGUGAGGAACGUAGAUGCAAAAACAUUAAGAGCUGUGGAAAUAGUUACAGAUAAAAUCAGAGAUAAUGCAGACAGAAUCAUACAGGACAUACAAAUCAGUCAAAUUUUAGACCAUAUGAUGACACAUCUGGUGAUAUCAGCAGACGACAGACUUGAUAUUGAACAUUAUCCUCGACAUGAUGACCAGAACAAAGCAUUGCUGGAUAUUGUUAUUAAAAGGAGAGAGCCUGUUUACAGUGUGUUUGUUGAUGGAUUACGUAAUUAUGGAUACGAAGAUAUCGCUAAUGAUUUGAAAUGUUUUGCACAGGAAACAAGUACAACAUUAAUAUCUGCUGAAAAUAAAGGCCUUUCAGUUUGGAAUGUUCCAUUGUAUAAAGUUCGUCUACAAAAGAAUUACGUUAAUGUUAUCACUAAUAUACAACAUGAAAGCAUAGUAGAUCAUCUAAUAUCAAGAGAGGUAGUGUCAGUUGAUGAUGGGAAGAAGAUAGAAUCGGGUAAAACACCACAGGAAAAGAACAGGAAUUUGAUGGACAUGCUGUUGCGUAAAAGUGAACACGGAUUCAAUGAAUUUCUCAAAGCACUUCGAAAAGACUCAAUUUAUGCAGACCUAGCAGAGCAAAUAGAAAAGACAGAAGUUACUAGCACAGAUAUGGCAACCCUUCAUAAAUGCUUGAAAUAAAAUAAAUGUAAUUUCUUUCAGAAAAAAACAGCUAGGAAAACCAUCAGUUAACAAUCAAUAGAAGGAGAUAUUGUCAAUCCAAUGCAUCACGAUUUGGUCACUUAAAAGAUCCACUGAAAAUUCAGAAAUUAUUGCGUGCAUUUAUUAUUGCCUUUUUUAAAUGGACAAAAAUGCGAUAUUAAUUAUAGCGAUGUCAGGAGAAUCUUUAUACCAAUAUAUGUAUCAGAUAUACAAAUGUGAGUUCUUAUUAUUGCAAUACUCACGCAGUCGCAUUAUUCGCAUUAAUAAAAACCUGGGAAAUAGUUUCUGAAUUUACAGUAUGUGAAUGAAUCACAAUGUAAAAGUGAUAACAAUCUUAUAUCUCAAACAUAUUCCAUGUGUGAGUGUCAUGCAUGGCAAGAAAAAAGCUAAAAUAUGUACUAACCCCUUUUAUGAGAGUUGAUUCCUAAACUUCAAUCCCAAUAUCCAUUUGACGUGGCUCGGUAAUUAUACAGCCCGUCAUUGUGUUAUUGUGCUAUGGUAAAUUUUUGUAUCAUCGCUUUCGUUUUUGCCAAUAUACUUUGUCUAUAUGCCUUUUUGUUUUUUUUUAUAGUGAUUUAGACUUUAACACAAUGUAUACUACUGUAUCCUUAUUUUUGACAAUUUUACCUAUUAUGUCUAUUUGCUUUGUUCACACAUUGGGGUCAAUAUAAUGGAAUUUUAUGCGACUUUCAUACAAGUUAGAGGUUUAACUAGCUAUAAAGCAGGUUCAAUAUCCCAUUUUCGACAUAAGCAAAUGUUUGUACAAAAUCAGGAAUAUGAAAGUUGAUAUCCAUUCAUGUAGUGUGUUUGAUUACGGACUUUUCAUUUUGAAAAUUUCUCCGAGGUCUGUAUUUUGAGAUAUUUUACUUUUUACCAGUGUUCGUUCCUAAACAAAUAUGAUAAUUAUAAAACAGUCAUAACACGUUUGUUCAAGCAAAUAUUUUUUAAGUAUUUUACUAGAAUUAUUGAUAACCCGAAUUGCCACAGUUUAUUAAGGCCACAAACGUCUAGGUGAACCAACCUUAGUGUUUUUUAUAAUACAAAAUGUCGUAAACAGAUAAUUUGCACAUGUGAUAUGUCAUAACUUCUGCACUGGUUAUACCUGUUAGAACGUAACAAACGCCAGCAGUGGCAUCAACCCGUUCAUUGUAAAAACUAGUAGAGUAUACUUAAUUUGUCAUGCUGGUGGGUAAACUAGCUGUGUUUAGAAAUCAAUUAAAUUUAAACUUAUCAAUAUUUGUAAAGUUAAAUAAUACCAUUUACAUGUCGGACAGAGAUCAACUGAUAAACUGCUAGAUUGAAAUUGUUUGCAAAUACAUGGCUAUUAUAAUUUCUUUCUUUCUGUGAUGUGUAUACAAGUAGCCAUCUAUAUUUGUAGUUCCCCAUUUACAAAGGUUGCAUUUCUGUAAAUAUAAACAGUGUAAUUUCUCAGCUUCUUUUACAGCUUUAACUGUACCAUUUUUACACUGAAGUUUCGUACGAAUGUGUAUCCAACAUGUCCAAGAAUGGAAAGUUCAUUAGCACUUUUAUUUUUUUCAAAGGUCAAAACGUAAGUCUGUGCAGCAUAUUUUUAACAAUUAUAUACCUCAAACUUAUAAGAUUUUAAACUGAUACACAAAUUAUGUACUUUCUCACCCUUCACGUUUGGUCAUACUCAGAAUUUAGAUUGGUCGCUUCUCAUGUGUAUUUAUACUAGUUAAAUUCCCAAGGUGUUUAUCUUUUAGAUGAACUUUAGAGAUCAUACCAGUAAAUUUACAACACAAAAAAUAUAUCAAUAGUAUAUAUAUCCCCUAGAUACAAUAUAUUUUAUACGCUAUUUUAAUAAAUUUUGAAUAACCUACAUAGCUGCAAUGAGUUAUUACGAGUUUCAUUUCAUUCGUAACUUUUUAUAUCAAUCACUUAAACCUGUUCAAUAAUACCUUAAUAGUUAAUUUAGUUCUAAAUUUAAGUCUAAUGGAUACUAAAGUAUGCACAUAUGAAAUAACUAAAUCAGAGACCCAAUCUUGUCCUUCAUGCAUUUCUAAAUUCUUGACAGUAGCUUGCUACUUUAAAUGUAAGCUUGUAAAUACAAAUGUUUCUUCAUCAAUAAGGUUUUGAACAAAAAUGCAAAGAUAUGCUCAUAAUAUGUAAAUAUAGUUAUUGCUAAAAAAACAACAAUGUUUUUGACAUAAUGCAUCUGUUCUAUCAUAUGAAAUUAUUUUUCAUACAUCAGAAACACGGAUUUUGAAUCCAAAUAAAUCAGUGAUUAUUGUUUGAUUAUAUUAUAUAAUCAAAUAUUUGAAAGUGUUUGAGAACAUAUAUAUCACACAACAUUUAUGGACACCGAAUCAAAUUGUGUGUCUCUACCAAGUACGGUUAUCUUCACCAUGUGUUGUUUGUUUGUGUUUAAGCGCAAUGCUAUACAACUUUCUGUUUGAUUUGCCCUUUUAACAUUUUUAUUAUAUUCAAUUAUAUUCAAUAGAGAUUAGAUUUUGUGAGGCCCCUCAUGGGGGUGUCCGAGUGAUCAUAUAAUCACAAUUUUUUAAAAAAUUUAAUCACAGAAUCCUUAUUUUUUUUUUCUAAACAAGAUAAUCAAAUAAUAAAAAAUACAGUUCUAGAUUAUCAAAUAAUUAAAUAUUCAUAAAAUAUUUGGUCUGGUAACCAAAUACCCAAAUAAUCACUAUAAAAACAGCUGAAUAAAGAAAUACUCAAUAACCCCAGGGUGAGGCUUUUUGUCAGAUAUGAUUUUGCAACAAUAAUAAUAGUUUGAUUUCAUGCUUCAUAUUUUUUUCCUUGCACUCAAUCACCCCAAAUGUGUACUAUAAAAUCUUAUACCAGAUUUGUCAUUAAUUUGCCAGCCUUUUUCAAUGCUUAUACAUUUUGCCUUCAAACAGUUAACUAUAAAUUAAUACAACUGUUUUAUUUUAAAUAUUUAGAAACUUUGUUAUUUACAAAUUUAAUAUGAUAUAUGAUACAGUUGUGUUUUUGUUGUUGAUGUGAUUAUUGUAGCACUUUAUGUGUGUAAGAACAAUCUUAUAUGUGUAUAUAUGUAUAAUCUGUUUGUGCAUUCUACUACCCUUCAAGGUAAAAUCAAAUGUAAAUAAAGGUUCUUGUUCUUA